Messenger RNA from Arabidopsis lyrata subsp. lyrata, 1788 nucleotides. RefSeq names its product putative protease Do-like 13. Gene Ontology annotation, molecular function: protein binding; serine-type endopeptidase activity. Lineage: Eukaryota; Viridiplantae; Streptophyta; Magnoliopsida; Brassicales; Brassicaceae. Gene Ontology annotation, biological process: proteolysis. The record is from RefSeq and is a predicted model, not a curated record.
AAAUUUAAUGCAAGGGAAAGUAUAUAUAGGAAUGGAAACAAAAAUAUAUAUCUCUCUCUAUAAGAAUGCCUAAAGAAUUAAUAAUAUCUCGACAAUUUUUUCAUAAUGUCGUUCUGGUCAAUUCGUGGCCGGAUCAAUUUAGUCCGAUUACUACGAACCAACAGAAUUUUCACCGGAGUUUUAAGCGAUUUUGCUUCUUUAUUUCACUUUCUUCCUCCUUCCGUUGCGGCUGAGAAAACUAUUGACUCGGUGGCUAAUGAGUCGGUGUUGAAUUCGGUGGUGAAGAUCUACAAUUUUUCUAGCAAGCCUAACAUUUGUUAUCCUUGGCAAACUAAGCCACAAAAAAUAUCCAUAGGCUCAGGGUUUGUGAUUCCGGGUAAGAUGAUUAUUACAAACGCUCAUGUGGUGGAUAAUCACAUAUUGGUGCUAGUCAUAAAGCAUGGCUCACCAAAGAAGUACAAAGCAGAAGUUAAAGCUAUCGGGCAUGACUGUGAUUUGGCUAUUUUGGUGAUCGAAAGCAAAGAGUUUUGGGAAGAUAUGAAUCCUUUGGAGCUUGGAGACAUGCCCUUUUUGCAACAAUCAGUAAAUGUUAUUGGCUAUCCAAAAGGUGGUGAGAGUAUCUCCGUUACAAAAGGUGUUGUGUCUAGAAUCGAGUCAAAAGAUUAUGUUCAAGGUGCCACUAAUCUACCGGUACUACAAACAGAUGCAGCAAUUAACUCUGGAAAUAGUGGUGGUCCGGUUUGCAUAGGAAACAAAGUUGUUGGUGUAGCAUUUCAAACUCUUAGACAUUCUAAUAACAUAGGGUACUUAAUCCCAGCUCCAGUGGUUAAACAUUUUAUAACCAUUGUUGAAAAAUCCGGUCGAUACGUUGGUUUCUGCUCGCUGAAUCUAUCAUACCAACCUAUGGAUGCACAUUUUCGUAGUCAUUUUAAGAUGAAUUCUGAAAUGACAGGGAUUCUUAUAUACAAUAUUAAUCAACAUUCGGAUGCUCUCAAUAUUCUUAAAAAAUAUGACGUUAUUCUUGCAAUCGAUGGCGUUGCUAUAGAAAAUGAUGGUACAGUUAUUUUACCAAAUAGAGAAAGGAUAAGGUUGGAUGAUUUGGUUUCUAUGAAGCAAUUUGGUGAAACAAUCUUACUUAAAAUUUUAAGAGAUGGAAAAAUGCAUGAGUUCAAUAUUACUCUAAAGCCAGUAAGUCAUCUAUAUAUACAUUUUUGGAACACUUUUAGCAAAUAAAUCCUGGGAUUGGUCAGUAAACAACACAUUAAAGGUUCCAACGUUGAACAAAUUGUCAUUAUUUCUGAGGUAUUAGCUGAUGUGAUCAAUGUGGAAUACUACAUGUUCAAGAAUUUGAAGGUGAACAGCGUCAACAAAGUGAAGGUGGAGAAUCUAAAGCAUUUGUGUGAACUCAUAGAGAAAUGUUGCAAAGAUUUGAGGCUAGAAUUAGGAGAUGGUCGAGUUAUAAUCUUGGAUUAUCAGUCGGCGAAAAGUUCUACUUCUUUGAUUUUGGAACGUCAUAGAGUACCAUCGGCAAUGUCCAAAGAUCUCAUGAUUGAACAAUCCAAGGCAUGUUUGAGUACGAAAUUAUAUUAAUAUUAGUAUACUUUAAAUUUAGGUUUAUUCAUUUCAGCUGCACUAAAUUCAGCUUUGGUUUAAUUGAUUCUCUACAAAGUAUUGUUACCGAUCGCGUCAAAAUAAAAUUUGGUUCUAUUCGAUGAUUAUGCGCACCUCAAAAGAACGGGUCGUAAUCCCAUAUACAAAAAACAAACCAGAAAGUAAAAAAUAGAAGAG